Messenger RNA from Tetranychus urticae (two-spotted spider mite), 484 nucleotides. Its product is annotated as endochitinase-like. NCBI's taxonomy places the organism in Eukaryota, Metazoa, Arthropoda, Arachnida, Trombidiformes, Tetranychidae. Gene Ontology annotation, cellular component: extracellular region. Gene Ontology annotation, molecular function: chitinase activity; chitin binding. Gene Ontology annotation, biological process: carbohydrate metabolic process; chitin catabolic process. The record is from RefSeq and is a predicted model, not a curated record.
UCUUGUUUGUACUCAAUAGAUAUGCAAUAAUAUGAAAAGACAUGGUUGGACCAAGGAAUGGGACGAUGUUGGUCAAGUGCCUUAUGCAUAUCAUGAGGAUCAAUGGGUUGGUUAUGAAGACGAAGAGAGUUUAAUGAUUAAAAUGAAGUUGAUUAAAGAUGAAGGUUAUGGUGGAGCCAUGAUAUGGUCAAUAGACAUGGAUGACUUCAAUGGAGAGUGUGGUAAUAAAAAUGCUUUACUUCAAGUGAUUAACGAUAAUCUCAAAUGUUGAACUUGCAACUUCAAUUGCAUGCAAGAACUCACUAGAAGUCAUCAUCAAUACCAUCAUCAUUAUACAAACACCGUUUUAAUUCCCAUUAAUGGAUGCAUUUCCAGUCCAGCAGAUUGUAUUGAUGCAUCAUGAGCAUGUAUUUCAUUUGAGGAGAGCGAUGAGAUCAUAAUUAAAGAGAAAGUUUGUGAAUAAAAAAUGUUUGGAAGCUGAUAA